AUGCUGAUAAAUGGCGAGAAGUAUGCCUGCGAUGCGUGUAUUCGGGGUCAUCGCGUGAGCAGCUGUCAGCACCAUGAUCGACCGUUAAGUCACAUCAAUAGAAAAGGUCGUCCCGUGUCGCAGUGUCCGCAUUGUCGGGGUUUACGGAAGUCUCGAGCAAGCCACGUCAGCUGUCAAUGCGCUGAGAAACCGCACACUAAAGGCGAGUGUAAAAACGGGCCAGCAGAGAAGGGAAACCGCAAACAGUGCUGUUGUAGCCAUGGCAGUCGCUGUGUCUGCUCCGCCAAACGAGACUCCAACCUGGCCACCGUACCCGAAGUCGGACCUGCUCCUAGCCAGAAGACUAACUUCCAGGUCAACCAGUCUGUUUCGAAUGCGAAAAUUGAAUCCUCGAUUGUGUCGCAUCGCCCCAAAGUGAAGCACAACAACACAAGCAAGCGUGCUCACCCGUAUCCUAUGCCCAGAUCGCACACAAUCCAGUCCCCUGUCGAGUUUGCCCGUCGCUCUGCGGACAACCUUCCUUUACCGGAAGACCUGGGGAUUUCAAGCAGUGUCCCGGCUCAUGACUCCAUAACAAGCGCACCCCGCCAUCCUCGCCGGGCUAGGUCUGAACACGGCUCACCAGUUCUCGGUCUUGCCGGCUUGAACACUCAAGCUCCGCUAGAGAUGCCAUACUCCACCUUCGAUCAAGCAAGCUUACCGUCUCCAGCGUUUGAUUAUCUGCAACAGUGGACAGGCCUUUAUUUUCCAGAUGCCGAUUUGACAGCUGAGGCUGCCAGCCUCGGACCCCCGUCCGUCGACUGGUCCACAUUUGAUCUUGCCUAUGGUUCAGACUCUCUCACGGCAACUUACAGCCAGCCUCCAUCUUACGCCAGUUUCGACUAUGCCAAUUUUAGCCAUCCUGAAUUAUCUAGAUCCUCAUCUCAUGAUACUUCUGAGUCCGAUGAGUUUGGCUCGAUGGGCAUUCCAAUGCAGGCGACUAAACCUCUCCGACUUCAUAUCCCUACUACGAGCGAUGGUUCAGAAACGGAUGCAUACCAUCUCAGCGCCUCACCGUCCCAUAUUGACAUGCCCCAACCACGCAUAUUAGGACCAAAUCAUGUGGAUUCUCUGGAGUUAGAUCUGUUUUGGCGAGCAAGCGAAGGCCUAAGCCAUCCAUCUCCUCUAGCCACUGUCCCCUUAGCCCCUGAAUUGCAACAUUACGGUUUGCCGCAGACAUUUGUGUCGCAACAAACGUCGACUCCUAUUGAUAAUGUUAUUUCGCUCGAUACCUCUGGUGCCUUUACAACCGCUGAAUCUAGUGAUCCCAUCUGGAUCCCGAGUGCAUCUCCUUUUCCGCCGCUUCUUUCUCCAAUCCCGAUGGAAGCAGGUCGAGGAACGGAGCAGAAUCCGUGGUGA
Molecule: messenger RNA, 1398 nt
Organism: Uncinocarpus reesii 1704
Lineage: Eukaryota; Fungi; Ascomycota; Eurotiomycetes; Onygenales; Onygenaceae
Exons: 3
Coding region: 1-1398 (465 amino acids)
Biological process (GO): intracellular copper ion homeostasis; intracellular iron ion homeostasis; positive regulation of transcription by RNA polymerase II
Cellular component (GO): nucleus
Molecular function (GO): RNA polymerase II cis-regulatory region sequence-specific DNA binding; copper ion binding; DNA-binding transcription factor activity, RNA polymerase II-specific
Source: RefSeq, a predicted model, not a curated record